UCUUCUUGGCGGCCUCCACACUCCACAGCCUUUGCGAGCUUUCCUCCGAGCUGUGGUGGUUUCUGUGCUGGAGAGCAAGAUGGCUAGAGCGGCUCAGCCGUCUGCGUCGCUCGUGCUCCUCUCCCUGGGUCUUGUGCUCCUCUGCUUCACCUCAGGAAGCACCGUUCGGCUGGCCGACGCACAGGCACAGCCCGCACAGACGUGGUGCGUGGCGAAGCCCUCCGCGGACGAAAAGGCGCUGCAGGGGAACAUCAACUAUGUCUGCCAGAACGUGAGCUGCAGCGUGAUCCAGCCGGGCGGCCCCUGCUUCAACCCCAACACCCUGGCCUCCCACGCCUCCAUCGCCAUGAACCUCUACUACGCCUACAACGGCAGGCACUCCUGGAACUGCUACUUCCGGGAAUCCGGUAUCAUCGUGCAGUCCGACCCCAGUUACGGUUCCUGCACUUUCUACUGAUUGUCUUCACCGAGGUUGAGCUGACGCCGUUUGUCGAGGCAGUUGCGGUUGCAGUAGGUUCUUCAUUGUUAGUAGGAAUAUGUUUAAUUGUGAGGCGCCUUAAUUUGGUGGAGAAGCCCCAUGUUGUCGUGAGCUACCUGCUCGAGCAUCAUGCAAAGUUUGAUUGGUUCAGGAGCAGCGUAUUAGUGUCGUGACCCAACUGUCGGUCUGUGUUGCGUCUUGUCUGAGAUGUUCAGUUGCUCGUCUCUCUCUCUCU
Molecule: messenger RNA, 713 nt
Organism: Lolium rigidum
Lineage: Eukaryota; Viridiplantae; Streptophyta; Magnoliopsida; Poales; Poaceae
Product: glucan endo-1,3-beta-D-glucosidase-like
Exons: 4
Coding region: 80-457 (125 amino acids)
Source: RefSeq, a predicted model, not a curated record